This is a messenger RNA of Paramecium pentaurelia, 1138 nucleotides long. The record is from the annotation of a GenBank genome assembly. Lineage: Eukaryota; Ciliophora; Oligohymenophorea; Peniculida; Parameciidae.
AAUGACUGAAGAAAAUAAGUAUGAUGGUCUAUUUAUGACAAUUAUGUAAUAAACAAAAGAUAUUAAUGUAUUCUUUGAUGCAGCAUUUGGAUUUUUAAGGUAAUUUAUUUUCUAUUUAUUAAAGACGUCACACAGACUUCUUUUUAGAUUAAAAAUAAGCAGAAAAAGUCAUCACUGAAUCUUGUGCUAAAAACUUCCUUAAAUUUUAAUCAGAAAAAGUUGAUAAAGACAAGAAGGAAGAGUAAAGAAGAUAAAGAGAAGAGUAAAGAAAAAAAGAAAAAGAAGCUGCUGAAAAGGCUAAGAAAGAAGCUGAAAUGCUUCAAUAACAAUAAUUAUUACAAUAAUAACAAGAAAAAUUAGAAUAACAAAAAAAAUAAUAAUAAUAAUAAUAAUAAUAAUAAUAAUUAUUAUUAUAAUAAGAACCAAUAGAUCCAUCAGUUCCUAUAUACUAACCAGUUUUGAAAGUGCCAGAGUAAAAACCAAAAGAACCUGAAAAGAAGGAAGGCGAAGGAGAAGCAAAAGACGGAGAAAAAAAAGAUGAUAACGAGAAACCCCCUGUAGGCAAUGGUGGAAGAACAGAAAGAUAUAUUUGGACCUAAACCCUUGAAGAAGUUUAAGUUUAUAUUCCUAUACCGUCUUCUGUUACUAGUAAAUAACUGAUUGUGAAAAUUGAAUCAAGUUCAUUAUUAGUUGGACUAAAAGGUAUUCAUUUAAAUAUAAUCUACUUUUAGGCUAACCUCCUAUUGUAAAUGGAUAGCUAUUUGAAAAAAUUCAAUCUGAUGAAUCAACUUGGUUAUUAACUGAUGGUGAAAUUUAGGAUUAUAAAGGAAAGUAUAUUCACAUUUCUAUAACUAAAUACUCAGGUUAAAUGAAUUGGUGGUCAUGUGUAAUUAAAGGUAGUUAUAUUUAUUAAAACUAGGUGAUCUUGAAAUCAAUACUCAGAAGAUCAGUCCAGAACCAUCAUAAUUGUCAGAUUUGGAUGGAGAUACCAGAGGAACAGUUGAAAAAAUGAUGUUUGAUAUGAGACAAAAAUAAAUGGGUUUACCUACUAGUGAAGAACUUGAAAAGAAGAAUAAAUUAGCAGAAUUUAUGAAAGCUCAUCCUGAAAUGGAUUUUUCAAAGUGCAAAUUCAAUUGAG